Setaria italica (foxtail millet) is the source of this 2688-nucleotide messenger RNA. RefSeq lists its product as uncharacterized. NCBI's taxonomy places the organism in Eukaryota, Viridiplantae, Streptophyta, Magnoliopsida, Poales, Poaceae. The record is from RefSeq and is a predicted model, not a curated record. The transcript is spliced from 2 exons. The coding region runs from base 900 to 2459 and encodes 519 amino acids.
GACAACUUGAGUCCUUGACGAUGCUGGAUGCUAUAACUGGUGCGUACCCGGUUUACCGAAGCAUUGCCCUGCCGAUCAACAUGAUGAUUAGUUAUACCAUUAUUACUGUAGCACGAUUCUGAUUCCCUCUCGUCAGGCCAGGGGAAAAGGGAGCACCAGCGUGUGUCGGUGCUGUUCUUUCUCCCACUGACUGCACCUCUUGAGCCAAGAGAAAACGACCGGCCUCGCUGCAGUCUGCAUGGAAGUUAUGGACACGACGACGACUCCCCAUCCGCUGCUGACAACGCCAUUCAUCCAUCCAUCGAUCCAUCCGACACCGUGGUCACCAACCGGUUGUUAUGCUAAUCUCUCCGCGUGACCCCGGCCACUUUGUCGUCGGCUCAUCGCUAUUGCUGACGCUACGUUCCAAAUGACAGAAUCAAUCAGAGAUUCAGAGGACAAGGUCACAAGGAAUGUAGCAAAGAUGUUCUGACCCUUUCCUCAUUUCAGGUCUUAGCAGCAGCCGCCGACAGCAGAUCAAAAUCUUCACCUGCCACAGGAUGUAAAGCGAUGCAGGAGUACGACGAGAGUGUUCCACAGUGGCAUUAGUAUCUUUACCAAAUCUCUCUUUGUUUUUCUCUUGAGUUUUACUCAUAUAUGCACAGACUGCAGGAGAAGAUAUAAGUAGCAGCUUGGCAGUUCAGUUCGGUCGCUUCUCGCCACGUCGUCUAUGGCUAUACCACCAUGCAAGCUACUUCACUGAAUACGAGUACAAGCAUACAAGGAAUCAUUAAGGAGAACGAUCCAAGAGCCUGACGUUAUUUAAUCGGCGGAUAAGUGCAGUUCAAUGCCGAGCUCACUCGCACAAGUGGUUGCGGAGCACGUACGGCAGCGAGUCUGAGCCGCUUGUCUAGGCCGUCAUGGGCAUGGCCAACGCCAACAAGCGCAUCAACCUCACAGCGCCGCUUCUGUCCGUCCGGCGCCACGGUGGCGAUGGCACCGAGACCACGGUCACGGGGUUGCCGGCAUCAUACAAGGCGGACGCCAGGUCGGGGGCUUUGGGCGACACCGGCGCCGUGCCGUUCGGGUGGGAGCACCGUCCCGGCCACCCCAAGAGCGUCCGCACCCGCCGGCCGCCGCCGGUGCCUUCCUUGACGAUCAUCGCCGACGACGAUCCCAAGCGCGCGGCGCAGGAACGGGCCGCGGCGGUGAUCGUGGCCUCCGAGCGCGCGCGGGAGGAGGAGCUCUUCUCGGACGCGCUCUCCCGCGACGACGUCAGCUGCGUCACCGUGAACUGCAGCGCGACGACCGUGCUCAGCGACGCCGCGGGGGCGGGGGCGCGCGGAGGGCCGCCCCGCGCCCGCGGCGGCAGCGUCAUGAUGGAGCGCUUCCUGCCGGCCGCGCACGCCGUGGCCGCGGGCUCCCCGCAGAACACCUUCCGGAAGGCCACGCGAUCGCCCGCGGUGGCGAGCGCGCGCACGGGCGGCGGCGACAGGUCGCCAGCGCGAGCGCAGAGGCGGCUGCCCCUCCAGCACAUCGCGGCGUAUCACCUGCCACCCCUCCCUCCCGGCGGAGGCAAGAACGAGGAGGAGGAGGACGACGACGACGACGCCGAGUCCGACGCGCACAGCACGGCGGGCUUCGCGUCCAGGAGGUGCGGGUGGCUCCCGAGCCGGUGCGUGAAGAGCGCCAGGCUGCUCUCCCGCGGAUCGCGGCUAGGGGUGGGCAGACCGUUCCUGCCCAUCGGCAGCGGAAGCCGGAGAGGAACGGAUCCACCACUGCUGCGGCGAUCGCGGAACGGGCAGCAGCAACCGCAGCAUACCGGCGACGAUCCCGGCAUGCAAUCGUGGGAGGAGGUGUACAUCAAAUCGCUGCUCCGAUCAGGCGGCGGCGGCGGCGGCGGCCUGAUGGGACCGGCGGCCGCCGUGGCCUCAGAGCUGGACAGAACAGUGCGCGAGCUCUACAGGCACCGAGGAGGACAGACCGUCCAACCGAAGCCGAAGGCGAGCCACCUCGGUCUGCUCCUGGUUCUCGACAGGUCAAACGAGGAUUGCGGCCGGGUGUACAAGAAGUACCACGGCUCGUCGGCGUGGAACCUCCCUAAAACCGGCGACGCCCCAUUGCCGCUGCCGUCUACAGAAAGCUCGCCGAACUCCGGGAACAAGCUCGGGCGUGGCGUCACCGGCGACUACGGUUUCCCGCUGCUCCUGGAAGACGCGGAGGCCGUCGCCGGGCGUGAGAUGGCGCUGUCGCCGACGCCCCUGCUCCCGUUGCCGCUGCCCGCGUCGCCCACGGAGUCGUGGCUGUCGCGCGCGCUGCCUUCGGUGUCAGCCCGGCCCCCGGCGGCGACGUCUUUCCUGGGCCUCCAUGUGCAGCCCAAGAAACAUGCCCCGCUGCCGUCGUGGUGCGCCGUUGAUUCGGGCAGGGGCGCCGACCAUGACAGGCAACGGCAAAGGCGCGUGCACGAUCUGCAGAAAUAAUGGAACCUACCCUGGCAUGAUGUUGUGCGUCUGACUUUGCAUGAUCGUGCCAACUGCUAAGUAGUUGCUCCGGGUGCUUAUCUAGGAAUGUGAUGGGUUCUUGGUAAUCUCCAAGGGCGUGUAGCAUGCUUGUAUCGACAAUGUUCCAUAUAUGCAGCUCCAGAUAAGUUGAUGCCAAUGUAAAGUAUACUACCCAUGCUGCAAAAUGUACUGUUAGCACAUUACUCCA